Molecule: messenger RNA, 3154 nt
Organism: Paraphaeosphaeria sporulosa
Lineage: Eukaryota; Fungi; Ascomycota; Dothideomycetes; Pleosporales; Didymosphaeriaceae
Product: Cse1-domain-containing protein
Exons: 3
Coding region: 71-2947 (958 amino acids)
Biological process (GO): protein export from nucleus; protein import into nucleus
Cellular component (GO): cytosol; nuclear envelope
Molecular function (GO): small GTPase binding; nuclear export signal receptor activity
Source: RefSeq, a predicted model, not a curated record
AAGAACCACCGCUGCGCUCCACCGCCUCGCUCUCCCUCCCACCACACCCCCUCUGGUGAGCCCUCCCGCCAUGGCCACCGACAUCCCCACGCUGUCCACGCUGCUCGAGGCCAGCUUGGAUCCCCGUCAAAACAAGCAAGCCGAGGCUGCCAUCUCCCAGGAACAGACCAAGCCGGGCUUCUCCCUCCGCCUCCUCCAGAUCGUGGCCGGUGACUCGUUCCCGUCUACCAUCCGGCUCGCCAGCGCCCUGUACUUCAAGAACCACAUCAAGCGCCAUUGGGUCGACGAGAAUGGCGCCCACCAGCUGCCAGCAGACGAGGUCACCGCCAUCAAGCGCGAGCUGAUCGGCCUGAUGGUCAGCGUGCCGCCAAACCUGCAGGCCCAGCUUGGCGAGGCCAUCAGCGUGAUUGCAGACAGCGAUUUCUACGAGCGGUGGGACACGUUGGUCGCAGACCUGGUUUCGCGACUGACCAAGGACAACACCACGGUAAACAUUGGUGUCUUGCGCGUAGCACACUCCAUCUUCAAGCGAUGGCGACCGCUCUUCCGCUCCGACGCCCUCUUCACCGAGAUCAACCACGUCCUCACUCAGUUCUGCGAGCCGUUCCUCAAUCAGCUCCAAUGCGUCGACUCCAUCAUCGCGAAUUCGCAAGAUAACCCCGAGGCCCUCAAGGGCGCCUUCACCGAGCUCGAUCUAAUCGUCAAGCUCUUCUACGACCUCUCGUGUCAGGAUUUGCCUCCUGUCUUCGAAGACAACAUUGCCGCAAUCGCCGGGCUCUUGCACAAAUAUCUCAUCUACGACAAUGCCGCGCUCCAUACGGACAGCGACGACGAGUCCGGUGUCCUGGAGUUCACACGCGCGGGCAUAUUCGAGGUCUUGAUGCUCUACGUGCAAAAGUAUGAGGAUGUCUUUGGCGCACAGCUACCUCAGUUUGUCCAGUCGACAUGGCAGUUCCUCAGCACUGUAAACCUGGAGACUAGAUACGACAUCUUGGUCAGCAAAGCACUGCAGUUCCUCACGAGUGUUGCUUCCACUCAACAUGCCGAGUCCUUCAACAACCAGGAAGUGCUGGUCCAGAUCAUGGAACACAUCAUCUUGCCCAACCUCACCUUGCGCGAAUCCGAUGUGGAGCUUUUCGAAGACGAGCCGAUUGAGUUUAUCCGCCGAGAUCUUGAGGGCUCAGACAACGACACGAGGCGGAGGGCAGCCACCAAUUUCCUGCGCACCCUGAUGCAGCGCUACCAGGACCUCGUGACGAGCACGGCACAGAGUUACAUUGAUCGCUACCUCCAAGAGUAUACAAAGGACCCCCAGGAAAACUGGAAGCACAAGGAUACCGCUGUUUACCUGUUCUCGGCUAUCGCUGCUCUGGGAACCGUCACGGCCGGGAAGGGUGUCGUGAGCGUGAACCCCCAUGUCGACGUUUUGAACUUCUUCCAGACCCACAUUGCAUCUGACCUGGAGGGAGAAAGCGUCAGUCUCAUCCUCAAGGUGGACUCUGUGAAAUUCCUGUACAACUUCCGCAACCAGCUUUCGCCCGAUCUAUGGCGCGCCGCCUUCCCUCUGCUCGUGAAUCACCUGGGCAACUCCAAUUACGUGGUGCACACCUAUGCCGCAAUUGCUGUGGAGCGUGCUCUGUACCUCACAGAUGAGAACACCAAAGCCUCGGUCAUCCCAAGAGACCAGGUAGUUGGCUCAUCAAGGGACCUGCUCACUCAUCUCUUCAAGCUCGUUACCAAGGAUACGGCCCCCGAAAAAAUUCAAGAGAACGAGUUCCUCAUGAAAUGCGUGAUGCGCGUCCUGAUCUUCAUCCGCGAUGGCGUGCUGCCUAUAGAUGAUUUGGUGCUUGGCUACUUCAUCAACAUUCUCAAGAUUAUACGCCACAACCCAAGCAACCCCCGGUUCCAGUACUUUUUGUUCGAAGGUCUCGGUGCUUUGAUCCGGUUUGCGGCCCCAGCACAUAACGAGCUGUUCGAGACGAAGCUCGCCGAGCCUUUCCAGCUCAUCUUGGCAGACAAUGUCGAGGAGUUCGCACCAUACGUCUUCCAACUCCUUGCCGCACUGCUGGAAACAAAUCCUUCUGGUGCCCUCACUGCGUACUACCAAAGUCUUGCACAAGUCAUCAUUCAGCCCAGCGUUUGGGAGACAAGGAGCAAUGUUCCAGCUCUAGUCCGCUUACUCACUGCAAUUAUCUUGCGAGACGCGCAGACCAUCGUGGCAAACAAUCAGCUUGAACCGAUACUCGGCAUUUUCCAGAAGCUGGUCACAUCCAAGGCCAAUGAGACCUACGCCUUCGAGCUCAUCGAGACAAUCGUUGCAACUAUUCCAGUCUCGGCGCUCCAACAAUACUACCCUACGAUCAUCCAGCUCAUGAUCACCCGGCUGUCUAGUAUGCGGACGGAGAACUUUGCGCAGCGCUUCAUUGCAUUCUACCAUUUCAUCUCCUCCCGGGAAGGGAUGGGCGCGGACUUCUUCAUCGCCAUCACUGAUCAAGUCCAGCAUGAUGUUUUCAAGGGCAUUUACCUCACCAUUGUUCUCCCGGAUACCCAAAAGCUGACUCGCCCGAUCGACCGGAAAACGGCUGUGGUCUCCUUCACCAAGACCCUCACUGAUUCACAGGCCUUCGUCGACCGAUAUCCCAAGGGCUGGAAUUUGACCACGCAGCGACUCAUCGAGCUACUAGUCAAUCCGCCCAAGGUCAGCAAGGGUGAUGAUCUCAUUGCAGACGCAGAUGUCGAUGAGGUCAGCUUUGGUGUCGGCUUCACUCCACUCAACACCUGCAAGAAGCCGCUUCGGGAUCCCUUCCCCGAGAUCACGGACGUCAAGGCUUGGGUUGGACAGUUCUUGAAGGACGCGAACUCAAGACACGGCGGUAAGAUCGUUACCUUCGUACAGGAGCGGUUGGAUCCUGUGACGAGGCAGGCGUUGCAGGAAUACAUUCAGUAGGUGGAGUGAUGUGGCAGUUUGUGACGGACUUGAGAGAGCGUGUAGGAUGAUAUGAUACCAGCUUCGCGGCGAUGGACAUGGAGGGAGCGGGUAGGUACGUAGGUCGACCGACAUCUUGUGUAUACCUCGCCCAGCCCUGAAAAUAUAAUAGACUUCUUCCCCAAACGUGUUCAAGUCGUCAAGGGCGUCGUGACUAUUUCUCACAAU